This is a messenger RNA of Oryzias latipes (Japanese medaka), 1231 nucleotides long. It is a transcript of the gene psmb5, whose product is annotated as proteasome 20S subunit beta 5. Gene Ontology annotation, molecular function: threonine-type endopeptidase activity. Gene Ontology annotation, cellular component: cytoplasm; proteasome core complex. The record is from RefSeq and is a predicted model, not a curated record. NCBI's taxonomy places the organism in Eukaryota, Metazoa, Chordata, Actinopteri, Beloniformes, Adrianichthyidae.
CACAGGGGGCGCUGUGUAGGAACAGCUCCCAUGUUUAUUAAAAUGUUCCACACAGCGGAAGCUGCUUGUUCAUCUGAUUGUCUCCAAGAUGGCUCUAGCUAGUGUAUUGAGCAGUGAAUGUGCGGAUUUUUCAUUGGAUUUUCGUCAGCCGUUUGGUUUUAACUGUGGACCGGGACAGAGCGGAGCGGACUGCGAUGCUGCACCGGGGGACAGUGUCAGUUUUUCCGUUAAAAAUCCGAUGCUGGCCGGAGACGAUGAUGGCGUUGAGAGGAAAAUAGAGUUUCUCCAUGGAACCACCACGUUAGCUUUUAAAUUCGAGCAUGGAGUCAUUGUUGCCGUUGACUCCCGGGCGACGGCGGGCUCCUACAUCGCCUCGCAGACAGUGAAGAAGGUGAUCGAGAUCAAUCCGUACCUGUUGGGCACCAUGGCCGGAGGAGCAGCUGACUGCAGCUUCUGGGAGCGCCUGCUGGCCCGCCAGUGUCGCAUCUACGAGCUUCGCAACAAGGAGCGCAUCUCGGUGGCGGCUGCCUCUAAGCUGCUUGCCAACAUGGUGUACCAGUACAAGGGCAUGGGGCUCAGCAUGGGAACCAUGGUGUGCGGCUGGGACAAAAGAGGCCCAGGGCUGUAUUAUGUGGACUCGGAGGGGAACCGGGUGUGUGGCGACCUCUUUGCGGUUGGCUCGGGCUCCAUGUACGCCUACGGUGUGAUGGACAGCGGCCUCCGGCAAGAUCUGACCGUGGAUGAAGCCUGCGAACUGGGCCGCCGCGCAAUCUACCAGGCGACGUUCCGAGACGCUUACAGCGGAGGGCAGGUCAACCUGUACCACGUCCACAGCGGCGGUUGGACCAGGAUCUCCCAGGAAGACGUCCUCAUGCUGCACCAGAAGUACAAGGAUCAGGCGUAGUUGACAUGGGGGUGGAGGGAUAAAGAAGCAGAGGGCGGUGUUGUCUGAUAGCCGAUGUUUAACAUGUAAGGAAGGUUGACGGAAUAAAAAAGGACUCUACUUCCAGUUGCAUCACUUUGGUUACUUGUUCCUAUAAGCUGUUUUAGAUUUGAGCUCCACCCACUUUACUAAGUGUGGUUUCAUGCUCUGCAGGAUGGGAGGGGGCAGAUGAGUCAAACAUGCUCUAAUACAAUGUGGGAGUAGUGCUUGACCUACAUACAUUUCAUUGAGACUGUAUUUGAAAAUUUAAAUCUUUUCCUCAAUAAAGCCUGUGACCUUCUUUUCCAA